UCACGGAAAAGCGCCCGACGUCAUUCUUUUUUCAAUUAAAACGUAGUGUAGCCUACCUCGCGUUUUACAAGCGUCAAGCUGCCUCCUGUCUGACCGCGCCCUAAAGUGCAUCCUCUGAAUGGCAACUGCCAAGUCAAGUUAUAUUCACAUUGAAAUGAACUCAGUCCAGCAUGUCGUGCUUUCUGUCUCACAGGGCUAUCCAGGUGGUGGACCUCAGCACCACACCCCUCCCGGGGCACCUUAUGGGGCCAGCGCUCCACCUGGGGGUCCCGCUGGGGGGUACGGGGGCGCACCAGCCCAGCAUGGUGGGCACUACGGAGGAGGGGCAGCCCCGGGAGCGCCCUACGGUGCCUACGGAGCUCCGCGUGGACAGUACGGCCCAGGGGGCGGAGGAGCCCCAGGAGCGCCGUAUGGAGGCGGUCAGGCACCGGGAGCGCCGUACGGGGGAGGAUACGGACAGCCUCACGGGGGACCCUACGGACAGCAGGCACCAGCAGGUGGGGGCAACGUGCCCCCAGGAGUGCACCCAGAGGCACACCAGUGGUUCAGCACGGUGGACACGGACCACAGCGGCUACAUCAACCAGAAGGAGCUCAAGCAGGCCCUGCUCAACUCCAACAGUACGCCCUUCAACGACGAGACCUGCAUGAUGAUGUUCAACAUGUUUGACCGAAGCAGGUCGGGGAGGAUGGACCUGAUGGGUUUCUCUGCGCUGUGGACAUACCUGCAACAGUGGAAGGGACUCUUCCAGCAGUUUGACCGCGACCGCUCCGGGAGUAUUAACAGCAACGAGAUGCAUCAGGCCUUAGCGCAGAUGGGGUAUAACCUGAGUCCGCAGUUCAUCCAGAAGCUAGUUGGCCGCUACUCCCCGCGCGGACAGGGCACGAUGUACCUGGACCGCUUCAUCCAGGUGUGCUCGCAGCUGCAGACCAUGACCCUGGGCUUCCGCGAGAAGGACACGGGCAUGACGGGCAACGUGCGUCUGAGCUACGAAGACUUCCUGGGCGGCGCCAUCACGCGCCUCAUGUAGCAUCAUCAUCCACAAGAUGGCCGCCAGCAGCAGACUCAGCAGGAGGCUGAUAGACCCCCCAUGAUGGUAAACUGACUCCACAGCGCCCCCUACCAUACCCUGGCACAGAUACGCUCGCGCCGGACUGGAACUGGGUCUGUCCGAGAGUCAGCGUCCGUCUACGGACUCCUUCAGGACCAGCUAGCUCGCUGACAACCACGAACCAGUUUAUGACUAAAUUAUCUACAACAAGGCCAAAGUAAUUCACCCCCAUUUCACCAUUCCACACCCCCAGCUUUUAUACUCAGGGCCAAGAUCACGAUGAAUUGUGCUGCGGGAAUUGCCUUCCAGCAUCUGGUCCAAUGCCUUAUCUCUUCCCUUUCUCCUCUCUUAAUCAUGUGUUCUAUUACCACUACACUCCACGGGGUAUAAUCAGUCAUCUCAGCUCAGUAAUGUGUGGGUACUAACCUUUCAGUACCUGACAGCCAUGCACCAUCAUUUAGGAUGGGACUAUAUACUAGUUUGUUGUGUGCCAUUUCAUUACAAAAGAAAAAAAAACACAGGAGUAAAUGUGUUAGCCAUAUGUCUAAGCUGAUAAAAGAUGAAUUGUUGUUUACAUUUUUGUUUUUGCUUCACCAUUUAUUGCAUUAGUCAGUUCAGAUAAAUAGCAGAGCAGUUAAUAUCAUGUCAGGUAACAUCUGAUAACACUGACGAUCUGUGCCACAAAUGCUUAUAAUACGCAGAUAUAAUCAGCCAUAGCACUCAUGUUUGCUAAUGUAUCCCACGUUCUAUGAAAGCACAGCCUCUAGAAAGGCAGUAUCACUUGAAGACCGACAAAAGUGCCAUUUUCCCUGAUCUACUCUCCUGUGCCUCUAUGUCCAGCCAUUAACACAGAAUAUUUAAUGAAGUAUAUAGCCAGAGCAUAAUGCACUGAAGUUCUUCAGUCACUUUUUCUGUUGUGUGGAGAAAGCCAGUUUCAGUUUGUUGUUCACCAGUUUGUUUGGGCUGUAUCUUUUAAUGUAGGUUUUUUAUGUUGUAGUUUUAUGAAGUAGGAAGCACCCCCUGUGCGUAGCCUUCUUGCAGUAUUUAAACAUAAUUCAUAAAACUGGUCACAAUAUUGAAAUGGCUAAACAUAUCUAUGGGAUGUGGGGGGUGUUUCUUAACUGGUACAAUGACAAAAGGUGACUAUCCAUGUGAGUGAAAGGUUGGCUGUUGAAUUCUGACAUUUGGGGCCAAAUAUCUGGUGAAACUUUUCAUUAAAAAAAAAAAUGCAAUCAAAUGUACUUAUUAUGGAACGAUGUACUUCAUUACAAACCUUGUAUCUGUGUGCUAUUUUGCUGAAAAAUAAAUGAUGGCUUACUUUGACAA
Messenger RNA from Alosa sapidissima (American shad), 2377 nucleotides. RefSeq names its product penta-EF-hand domain containing 1 (gene pef1). The record is from RefSeq and is a predicted model, not a curated record. The transcript is spliced from 4 exons. NCBI's taxonomy places the organism in Eukaryota, Metazoa, Chordata, Actinopteri, Clupeiformes, Clupeidae. Gene Ontology annotation, biological process: COPII vesicle coat assembly. Gene Ontology annotation, molecular function: calcium ion binding. The coding region runs from base 119 to 1030 and encodes 303 amino acids.